This is a messenger RNA of Coffea eugenioides, 645 nucleotides long. RefSeq lists its product as uncharacterized. The coding region runs from base 1 to 645 and encodes 214 amino acids. The record is from RefSeq and is a predicted model, not a curated record. Lineage: Eukaryota; Viridiplantae; Streptophyta; Magnoliopsida; Gentianales; Rubiaceae. The transcript has a single exon. Gene Ontology annotation, molecular function: RNA-DNA hybrid ribonuclease activity; nucleic acid binding.
AUGGCAUUGGAGAUAGAGAUUAAGGAUUUAAUAGUGUUCAGUGAUUCCGAUUUGCUCGUACAUCAAACACUCAAAGAAUGGAUUACUCGAGAUUCAAAGAUCUUGCCAUAUCACUGCAGUUUAUUAGAUUUGGCGAACAAAUUCAGAAGUUCAGAGUUUAGGCAUAUUCCACGCGCCCGAAAUAUUUUUGCUGAUGCUUUGGCUACUUUAUCUUUAAUGAUUCAACAUCCAGACGAGUUGGUGAUUGAACCUAUCCAGAUUCAGUUACGAGAAAAGCCUGCUCAUUGUCUGGUCGUGAAAAAAUCUUCUGAUGGUCGUCCUUGGUAUAGCGAUAUCAAGGAAUUUCUCAAAACAAGGUCUUAUCCUCCAGGUGCUGAUACAACUGCUAAAAGCUUUCUGCGUAGAUUAUCAUCCAAGUUUUUCUUGAAUGGAGAGGUGAUCUACAAAAGGACGUCAGACUUAGGCCUUCUAAGAUGCGUUGAUAAAGAUGAAGCAGAUUAUUUGAUAAAAGAAAUGCACAGUGGUGUAUGUCGAUCACAUAUGAAUGACCAUUUAUUAGCAAAGAAGAUCAUGAGGAUCGGAUAUUUUUGGCUUACUAUGAAGCAUGAUUGUGUAGUUUUUGUUAGAAGAUGCAUUAAAUGUUAG